Molecule: messenger RNA, 1320 nt
Organism: Porites lobata
Lineage: Eukaryota; Metazoa; Cnidaria; Anthozoa; Scleractinia; Poritidae
Source: the annotation of a GenBank genome assembly
AGAAAUUUAGUUUUUCUUCAAGUCGGCUUUCAAGUUCAAGGAUACAUGUUACAAACAGAAAAACCAAGUUACGAAGUGAGCAGCUUACUAGGUUAGUAAUUCAUUUAUAAUGUGUAAGUGUUCAACCUUGGUUUUUCUAUUUAUAUCAUAUAGCAGAGGUCGCUUACGUCCAGUAUGUGAAACACGCCGACCUAAACAUUUACUGGUUUUGGAUAAUUUUUAAACCACCGUUUGAGGAACAUUAAAGCUUCUUGUAUAGCAAAAAUGUUCUUUUUUGUUUCUCGCUUAGUUCAGAUGGUAGAGCGCUACCGUCGCUCUCGGGUGGAAACCUCGGCGGUACCGCAAAUAGCUGGCUUUAGGUUCGGCCUUGUCUCAGUUCAUCAUGAUCGAUUCAUUUUCUUAGGAACCGACUUUGGCCUUGUUUACUUUCGUCUCUCCCACGGAUAUUUUUUCAUCAGAGCCUGAUCUCUGGUUGUUACUCCAUACUGACGAGCCCCAAAGAGGGAAAAACAGCUGUCUAUGGCUACAUCCCGCUCUGUUUUGAGUUCUUUCGGUGUUGUGUUGAUGCCUUAACUUGCAGAGUUAAUUUUCAGGUAGUACGAUCAGCAUUGCAGUAUUCUGCUUGCAGAAUUUAAUAUGUCUACAUUUUUUUCACUGUUUUGUCACGUCAAGUCAACCUUUAUUUAGGUAGGGUGGCCCUAUCAGCCCUUUACCGGUAUCAACAGAAGCCCUGCGUAAGUUAUGAAUCCUUUCAUCCUUCCCUACCAAGUUCAGAGGGAAGUAAAGAAUAUGCAAUAACUGUUUGAAAAGAUUAGGGGCCGUAGAACCUUCUUGCAUGAUUCUUGUUUCACUGUUAAGUCAAGUCAAAGCUAAUUUAGGAAGCUUAGCCCUAUCGGCACUUGGCCGAUAUAAAGAGAUGUCCUGCGUAAAUGGACUAUAAAAUAAAAAUUUGAAUAUGUACUGGGACUUUAAAAUAGUCAAUAAAAGGACCGCUUCAAUAAAAAUCAAAGUGAACUGCAGUUAUUAUAAAUUUAAGAAGAAUGUGAGAACUAAUUAAGUCACGCAAGUAUGAUUAUGUGGAAACGUCGACCGAUUUGAACCACAGUGUGCAAGCUGUUGAAUUGUGGUGUGCUGAAGUUUCUUAUUGAGACUAUUCUUUGUGGGUACAAUGAGGGAAGGGAAAGAAUCUUUCUUCAAAACUUUGUUGAUCAAUUUUUGAAGUUCCCAUCUUACUGUAAAAUAUUUUUAAUAUAUAUUUUUGUUUCAGGUGACAUUGGUGGAAACAUGGGUCUCUUCUUGGGCUGUAGUUUAUUGACUUUG